Molecule: messenger RNA, 750 nt
Organism: Phalaenopsis equestris
Lineage: Eukaryota; Viridiplantae; Streptophyta; Magnoliopsida; Asparagales; Orchidaceae
Exons: 1
Source: RefSeq, a predicted model, not a curated record
GAUCGGCCGGAAACUAAUCACUACCACACAUUGAACCUUCUCGGCCUCCUCAUCCUCAAAAAGCUCGCAAAAAAUCCCGACAACUGCGCCAAGAUCGGCAAAACCAAAAACCUCAUCCCCAAAAUCGUCGAUUUCACCACCGCCGUCAUCCCAAAGCUCCGCCAUCGAAGCCCCAUCGCCGGCACUGAUCCAGAAAUUCAGGCCGCAAAACGAGCACUUCAAGUACUCAAACGGCUCGCCGGCACCACCGGACGCACCGGCGAGACUCUCCGAAGAGAAAUUUCGGAAAUCGUGUUCACAAUCGGCAGCAUCCGCGAGAUCCUCAAACACGGCGGCGAGGAUGAGAUUUUGAAGCCGUUACAGAAGCUAGGGCUCGAGAUAAUUACUCACCUGGCGAUGGAUGAGGCGGCGAGGGAGAGUAUUGGGGCAACAGGAGGAAUGAUGAGGGAGCUUAUGAGGAUCUUUUUAGAUUGCGGUGGGCUGGAUGGUCAGGUGAGGGUGAAGGCGGGGGAAGCGUUGGCGAUGCUUGUGGUAGACAGCGGGAGGAAUUGCGGAAGAGUUCUGAGUGCUCGACAGAAUUUGGUGGCGCGGCUGGUGGAGGAAGCUGGGGAUUCUCUCGUCGGAGUAAACGCUCGCCGGAUUUUGACCUACCUAUGCGCCUAUGGAGAGGCGGCUGAUGAUUCUCGGACGAGGAAGGAGCUCAUCAAAGCUUUCCCUAUGGUCAGACUUUCAUUUCAGAUUUUAUAAUUU